UAUAUAUAUAUAUAUAUAUACAGACUCUUUGCAAAGGAAAAGAGACUAGUCCCCACCAUGGCCAUAGGCGACCUCCUCCACUCCAUGUCCACCCUGGUCCUCACGUGCACCCGGCACGUGUCGCGUGCCUCCCGGAAGCUCGGCCUCGUCCUCACCGGCCGCAAGCCGCCGUCCGUGCCGUCGCUCCUCUGCCUCAGUCCCGGUCGUCGCCGAAAGAAACAGCUCACUACUCCUCCAGCAGCUGAAGAGAGGAACCGAAUCAUCGGUGCAAUGGCGGAGGACUACGAUGAGGACGAGGACGAGGAUGGGGUGUGGCGGCGCACGAUACUGCUGGGGGAGCGGUGCCAGCCGCUGGACUUCUCUGGGGCUAUCCACUAUGACAGCCGCGGCCGCCGCCUUCCAGACCCCGCCCCGCGCCGCGCCGCGCGGGCAGCCCGCCCUCCUCCUUUGCAUAUCGUUCUGCAGUCUUCUCAGCUGAAACUGCCGCCGUAGAAAAAGUAGCAGACACUGCUGCUGGCUAUUAAUAAUAAUCUUAUUACAUCUUAGUUUCA
This is a messenger RNA of Ananas comosus (pineapple), 551 nucleotides long. RefSeq lists its product as uncharacterized. The record is from RefSeq and is a predicted model, not a curated record. The coding region runs from base 58 to 492 and encodes 144 amino acids. The transcript has a single exon. Lineage: Eukaryota; Viridiplantae; Streptophyta; Magnoliopsida; Poales; Bromeliaceae.